GUCUGCAUUGUUUGAGCUCGUUAGAACCCCUCGCAAGUUGUUUGACUGCAUUCCGAUUGUUUUACAUUUGAUUCAACCAAAUUAUAAAUCGAGUUUACGAUUAUUUUGAAAAUAUUUCAGAAUUGAGGCAUUUUAACAGCGAUCAAACUUUCUUUUCACGUGCUGAUGCUGACUGUUGUAGAACUAUAUGGCCUAAACCAGCGAAUCACUUGCAGUUGUUUGUCGAAAGGUAGAAAAGAUUGCGAGACCGUUUGAUAGCUGUCAGAACAAGUAUAUUGUCGGCAUGGAAACGGCGGUGAAAUGGCUCGUGGGCAAGCUGAUGUCGCCGUUGUGGAGGAGGGCAGAAGACGACGAUGUUGGGUUUUAUAUGACUGACACGGAGGAGAUCCGGCGGGUGCCUGGCGGGGUGGUGACACGUCUGUGCCAGGACUACGGGCUCAUCGACGACGCCGUCUACUUCACCGCCCAGGAAGUGAUGGGUGGGGUCCCCCUGCGCGUGGGCGACGGGGUCACCUCCAUCGCCGUGCGGGGGGGCCCCCAUGGGGGCUGGAGAGCGCUCAGGGUGGAGCUGUUGACCGACUCCUGGGAGGAAGGCGGGGGAACGUCCUUGGAGUCGGAGAUGAGUCGCCUCCGGCCGCUCACCGGCACGGUGACGUCGUGCGACCGGGACGGAGGCUUCAUCAACCAGACCACCUUCUUUCCUCGGCGGGCCCUGUGCGACGGUUACGAGCCCAUGAAGGGGGACUGGGUCCAGGCACAGUACUUUAUCAGCGCCACCGAGUGGAGCAGCCAGGCCCACUCUGUCUCUCCGCUCCGGUACCGUCGCAUGGACAACGCGUGUGUGUCCAGUGUGCUGGGCCGCAGUGGCGUGGUGGAGGACAGCGUGUUCUUCAGCCUGGACUCUGUGCUCCUGCCCGGUCAGUACCGGCCCUGCCGCGGGGACCGGGUCAACAUGGUGGUGCUGGAGAGCAGCCAGUCCUUCUACUGCUGGAGAGCCCUGUGCAUGGCCCCCACCCAGCCCAGUGUCAGCGAGGCCAGGCCGGGGCUGGAUGGGGAGAUGGAGGCGCUGCAGGAGAACAGAGGAGGCCUGCUGGUCAGCCAGGACACGCAUUUCAGCAUGCUGAUGCUGGGGGAGUGCCGGGAGCUGGUGGUCUGGAUAGAGAACCACGGCUCCGAGGUGCAGACGCUGAAGCGUUGCGAGUUGGCCGGCUGGGACUCGGAGGGCCAGUUCAGCCUGCGGCCCCUGGCCCGCCUCGCCCCGCCCGACGCCCUCCCCAAGGCGGGGCCGUGGCGGCAGACCCCGGGGCCCGCCACCAUCACCCAGAUCCUGUGGGAGGGGGUCACUCGGUCCCCCCAGUGCCGCGGGCCGUACGGGGGGCUCACGGGCCUCUCCGCCCCGACCCCCGAAGGGCCCGACGGGGCGGGGGACGGGGGAGGCGCCGCGUGGCCCCCUGGGAAGGACCCCGUGAGGGCGGAGGACAGAAACGCAGACAUCGCUCCGGGAGCGAAGCUGUCCGUCACCGUCAGCUGCAGGGCCAAGACCCUGGGCCGCUGCACCGAGAUGCUGCUGCUGCACUUCCCCCUGUUCACCAUCGGGCGGCGCCUGGAGCUGUCGGCGAGCAGCGCUGAGGAGCGCCUCCUGCUGCCCAGCGCCCCCUACAGCCCGUCAGCCGCCCCGCCCAGACCCCCGCCCUCCCAGCAGGUGGUCACCGUGCUGCCCACCGCCCCGCCCACACGGCUGCUGAGGCGCCACCUGCCCAGUUUUUUGGGGAGCUACCCCGUGCCCCAGGCCCUGUGGGACUGUGUGGAGCAGCAGAGCGACGUGCUGGUGGCCCAGCCCAAACUGGCAGAGCCCCUGUCCCCCGCCACGGCGCACGGGCGCUUCUCGGCUCUGCUCUGGCUGGAGGAGGUGCAGGCCGCCCGGGAGCUGCGGGAGUUCAGCCUCAGCGGCGCCCUCCUGAGGAAGGGGGCGCACUACCUGCACUUGGAGGUGCCCGGCCUGGCCGAGGGCCGGCCCAGCGUCUUCAUCGGUGAUCGAGUCACUCUGAAGAAGCCACUCAGCGGAGGGCUGAUGAUGGAGUACAUCAGCUAUGUGAUGGAGAUCAACGACGAGGACCUGAGCCUGCGUGUGAACGCAGACCUGCAGCACAGCUACCUGGGGGAGCCCCUGGACGUGGAGUUCACCUUCAACAGGUUGACCAUGCGCCGGUGUCACUGCGCUUUGGAGCAGACCAGGCAUUUCGGGGAGAACGUGCUGUUCCCCAGCAAGGUUACCCUCCAGGACCCUGUCUGGAAUGGAGAGUGGCUUUCCGGGGACCAGGAGGAGGACCAGGUCCCGGAGGAGGAGGAGGAGGAGGAAGGCCGCUCCUCCCUGACGACACGGGGCCCGAACAUACUGAGCAUGUGCGUGGACAUGGUUUCCGUGGCGACUCAGACCAACCCAGAUGUGGCUGUCCCGCAACGGCCAAUCCCGAAGCCGGGCCAGUUCUUCCUCCCCGCUCUGAACCCCGCCCAGCGGGAGGCGGUGCGGCGCAUCCUGGCGGGCGAGGCCCGGCCCACCCCCUACGUCCUGUUCGGACCCCCCGGAACCGGCAAGACCAUCACCCUCAUCGAGACCAUCCUGCAGGUGUACCACCGGGUCCCCAGUAGCAGGCUGCUGGUGUGCACUCCCUCCAACAGCGCGGCCGACCUCAUCUGCCUGCGUCUGCACCACAGCGGCUUCCUGAGAGACGCCAGUCUGGUGCGCGUCAACGCCACCUGCAGGCAGGAGGAGUCGGUGCAGGAGGUGCUGCGGCAGUACUGCCGGGCGGGGGAGGACCUCCGGCACGCCUCCUUCCACCGCAUCGUGGUCAGCACCUGCUCCAGCGCCGGCAUGUUCUACCAGAUCGGCCUGCGUGUUGGGCAUUUCACUCAUGUGUUUAUAGAUGAGGCUGGCCAGGCCACUGAGCCUGAGGCCAUGAUUCCCCUGGGACUGCUGUCUGAGAGAGACGGCCAGAUGGUUCUGGCCGGAGACCCCCAGCAGCUGGGCCCGGUGGUGAAGUCCCGGCUGGCCUCGGCGUUCGGACUGGGAGUGUCCCUGAUCGAGAGGCUGAUGGCCACGGCCCUAUACUCAGCGGGAGAGAGCGGCUACAACCCCCUGCUGGUGACGAAGCUGGUGUGGAACUACCGCUCCCACGAGGCCCUGCUGGCGCUGCCGUCGCGGCUGUUCUACCGCGGGGAGCUGUGUGCGCGGGCCCCGCGCCGCGUGGUGGAGGCGCUCUGUCACUGGAGACGCCUGCCCGCCCGCGGCUUCCCCCUGCUGUUCCACGGGCUGCGGGGCACUGAGAUGCGUGAGGCGAGCAACCCCUCCUGGUUUAACCCCGGCGAGGCUGUGCAGGUCAUGCUCUACUGCUGCCAGCUCGCCAAGCGCCUUUACAGGCCCAUCGCUGCGUCGCAGAUAGGAGUGAUCGCCCCCUACAGGAAGCAGGUGGAGAAGAUUCGGGUGCUGCUCAGCAGGGUGGGGCUGACGGAGAUCAAGGUGGGCUCAGUGGAGGAGUUCCAGGGGCAGGAGUUUCUGGUCAUCAUCCUGUCCACGGUGCGGUCCAACGACGUUGCGGUGACCGAGGACGUGCAGUACAUCCUGGGCUUCCUGUCCAACCCCAAGCGCUUCAACGUGGCCAUCACCCGCCCCAAGGCCCUGCUCAUCAUCGUGGGCAACCCCCACGUGCUCAUCAAGGACCCCUGCUUCAGCGCCCUGCUGCAGUACUGCUUUGAGAACGGGGCCAUCGUGGGCUGCGACCCCCCCUCCUCUCUCCACGCCGCGCCCCCCGCGUCCGGCCCCAAGCAUCCCCACGGCAACGCUCUGACCGCGGACGACAGGUCAGAGGGUGUCAAAUGCCCGGUGGGACCGAACCCAAAAAACGCGCCCUUCUCUUGAGGUGACAGGGGUUCGCCGUUUACCUUGCCGGUCUCUCUCCACGGACCCCCCUCCUGAACACGGAGACCCCAAAUGAGCCCCCCCCCCCCCGCCUGCAUCUCCUCCUGCCUCCAUUUUGUAUUUUGUGUUGA
Messenger RNA from Conger conger (European conger), 4047 nucleotides. RefSeq names its product Mov10 like RNA helicase 1 (gene mov10l1). Gene Ontology annotation, molecular function: helicase activity. The transcript is spliced from 26 exons. Lineage: Eukaryota; Metazoa; Chordata; Actinopteri; Anguilliformes; Congridae. The record is from RefSeq and is a predicted model, not a curated record. The coding region runs from base 284 to 3916 and encodes 1210 amino acids.